GGCGUGGCGUCGAUGAGGGUGAGAAGCAUCCGUUGGUUGGGAAGAAGUGCUGCCGCCGCCGCCGCCGCAGCUGCCGCCGCCGCCGCCGUGAUUCAACAUGGCAGUGGCGGCUGUGGACAGCGUCUGCUGAGACACCCAGGAGGGAGGCAUGCUUCGGGGCCCGAACAAGCGAACCUCUCCGGGUUCCCCAUGCUGUCCUAGAACGACAAACAAUCCCACCUCAACCUGUGGCUAAAAUAACAGCACGAAAUGAUCAGCAGCAGCAGUACCAGCAGUAGCGUCUAUGGGUUGAAGAUGCAGUGGCAUCCCGAGCAAAGCCAGUGGGCCGAACAGCAUUUUGACAUCUCCUCGACCACAUGCUCGCCGGCCCACAAGGCAGAGCCGUACCGCGUGGUACCCGGCCACCUACAGUGCUCCGUCGCUUACCAGUACGCCUGGGCGAACGAUGACAUCUCAGCCCUCACCGCCUCUAACAUGCUCAAAAAAUAUGCUGAGAAAUAUUCCGGCAUCCUGGAAUUGCCCGUCUCAUACCCCGAAGCCCCCAGUGUCCCGGGAGGGAUAAACGGACGGAAAGGUGAAUCGGAAUCCUGGCAGGACGGCGUUUAUCCUAUGAGCUGCAUACCUGAGGGGGUUCCCGUCCGCAAGGGAGGUGUUGCAGCAGCUUCUGAGGUGCUAACUGGUUUGUGUAGCUCUCCCGGUCUUGCCUCCAGCACUCUGAGUGAGCCCAUCUUCUCCAGUAGCAGUUGCGGGAGCCACCCUACCACCACACUCCACUCGUCCUCAUUGCCUUCUCAGGAAUUUGAUGUCACUUACAGCGGUUCCUACUUGCACUCUAGUUACAAUUCCCAAUCUGUCCCUGCCCCUGCACAUCCUGCCCCAUUGCACAGCUCUGGCCUCCUGCAACCACCUCCACCGCCGUCUCACUCGACAUUGGUGCCAGCAUACAAUGGAGGCUCCCCAAACUUGUCCAGUUAUAAUUACACCCCUGCGGCAUACCCUGCCCAGAGCUCAGUCGGACCUGGAUACAACAGUGGAGGAGUGCCCCGACCGUCUUCAUACCUCCCCUCGGGCAUUGCUGCACCAACACCCCUUCCCCCUUAUCCGUACCACAACCAUAACUUGACCCCAAUCACCCCAAGCCCUCUUAACAGUUGCCCCUCCAACUUGCUGAAGAGGAAAGCCUUCUACGUGACAGGCCAGGGAGAUAUGGAAUCCUCUUAUGCAAACUUUGGCUACGACCAGACUCGAAGCGCGACCGAAAGCCCAAUGUACAGAGUGGCAGACAGCAGCAGCACAAACCGAAACUGUAACAGUCCUGUCUGUAGUGGUUUUAAUCAUAAUUCUGAGAAGCCAUCUCUACCUUUUAAUCCACAGAAGCAGUCCACACUGCCUUCGGAGGAGCAGCAGCAUAGGAAGUAUAGCAGCCGGGCAACACCCAACCCACUGUCUCCAUCAGCCUACGUCACUUCGUCACUCGGGGGUUCCCGCAUGGCCGACUCUCUCGUCAACUUUAUAUCCCCACCCCUCAGAGAGCAAAGUGCGGAAGAUCAUCAUAUCCAUCACUCCCACUCAGGUGCUCCCUCCUCUUCAACCAUGUGCUCCUCACGCUCUGCUGAAGAGCAACUGAAAACCUGUGACCCACACCUUUUGGACAUGGUCACCUCUGAAAUUGUUCAACAGGGCCCUCCCAUGGACUGGAGUGACAUUGCAGGCUUAGAAUUGGCCAAAGCGACCCUGAAAGAGGAGGUUCUCUGGCCCAUUUUACGCCCUGACAUGUUCAGAUCCUUAGGCGCCAGUCCACGUUGUGUGCUGCUGUUUGGCCCGCGAGGCAGUGGCAGGACGUUGCUAGGACGUUGCCUGGCCGUCCAGCUUGGGGCAUCGUUACUUCGACUCAGCGCGUCAACUUUAGUCACCAAGUGGCUGACAGAUGGCAAGGACAUUAUCAGAGCGUCCUUCUUGGUAGCUCGAUGCCGUCAACCCUCUGUACUGUUCAUUAGUGAGGUGGACGUGCUUCUAGCGGCACACCUCACUGAAGAAAGUCCCAUCAACAGACUAAAGGGGGAGCUACUUUCCCAGCUGGACUCACUUUUAAUGGGCUCCGGUGUGGAUGGAAGACACCAAGUAUUAGUGGUUUGCUCCACAAGUAGACCCCAGGACAUAGAUGAGGGGUUGCAUAGGUACUUUGCUCGGCGGGUUUUGGUAUCCCUGCCCGAUAGCGCAGCUCGCCACCAGAUUGUCAGCCAGUUCCUCGCCCAAUACCAGCACAAAUACUGCAUGAGUGACGAGGAGCUAGCACUGCUUGUCCAACGCACUGAGGGUUUCUCGGGACUUGACCUGUCCAGACUUUGCCAGGAAGCCCAUGUGGGUCUGUUACACAUAUCCACGCAACAGGGCAUGGAGAUGGCCAAUAUGAUUCGGCCACUGACCUACCAGGACUUUGAAAGGGUCUUUUGUAAAUUCUGCGCCAGUGUCUCACAAAAAGAGAUAGAUAUGCACACUGAGUGGAACAAAAUGUUUGGAUGCAGACAAUGAAAGGACGUCUUUGAUGUAAACAUUGUACUGGAGUGGGAAAAACAACAACAGUAAGGGCCUCACGGAAAAUCAUUCACACCACAGGAUUUGUAUAUACACUGUGUAUGUCCUAGGGGUGUAACGGUAAGCUACAUGUAUCUGAUUGUGUAUUCUUCGCUACAGAAGACUAUCCAAAGAGUCACCCAGCUUCCCUGGUUUCAUGCUAGUCAAACGCUAAGUGAGAAGCUAACUUGCUAUUGACAGCCUAGCGUGUUAGCUUGAAGUCUUUACUUUCAGUCAUUACAAGUACCAUUAACGCUACAAAGGUUUGAGGAGUAACAUGUAACACAGAGCCAAUGAGAAUGGCAGGAGACACACAAGACACGCUAACUGCCAAAGCUAACGUCGAUGUAAUGUUGCAAAUCAACAAGGAAAUGAGUAUUUGAACUGCAAAUCAUUUUACAGCGGAACAUAUCAAACUACAAACUGUAAAUGAGAAAUGAUAGUGACUAAGAGAGAAAAGAGAGCAAUACAGUAAAUGAAUCAAUAUGUUUAAACGGUACUUUCUUGAAAAUGGACUUAUCGUUACACCCCUAGUCUAUCUGAGUUUUAACAAAUUUAUUAGACCAUCUGGCAUUAUGAAGUGCUUGAAUGCUGAUUUUCGAUUUGAGUGAGUUAUCAAACGGCGCUAAUUAAUGAAGCAUUUCAUUCAGUCACUAAAACACUUUUUUGUAGACGAAUGUUAGAAAAAAUAAUUAUAAUUUGACAUCGGAAUCAAGGACAAACAUAUUACUGUUCUUUUUGCCAGCAAAUUUGCUCCGCUAUAGAUUGGAAAAUUCCUGGAUAAUUCUGCAUGACAAAUAUUUUAUUCAAAAAGAUUACAAACAAAGGAAGCACAUAAACAACGUUUUGGAAAUUUGGUGGGAAUUGACCAUAAACCUCACAACUUGUGGUGGGCUGAUAAAUUUGUAUAGCACUGUCUAUAUAUAUUGCAUAUAUAUACUGUUCAUGCAAGUAUUUAUUUAUACACUCCCUUCUAAAAAUAUUGUUUAUUUAACUAACUGUAAACUGGAAAACAUUUGGGUUUGACAUUAAAAAGUAAAUAUGGUAUUUUCAUUUUGCUACUGCCAUCAUGUUAUGUAGAGUUGUCAUCGCUAACUAGUAUAAAUUUAGUCUUGGAAUAUAGAAGCCAAAUCCAAAAGUGAGUGUCGAUGAUGUUUUAAGAUUGCUGUCCAACCCAAAUGUUUUCAUUGACAGCAAAAAUAAAGAAAUCAGAUCAAUCCUCCAGGAGAUGGCUACAUAAGAGAUGAAGUUGGUUAUCCAAGUGCCUGAAGUGAUGCUUUCUGAUUCCAUUUAUACCAUAGUUGACAUUCUUAUUGAUCAAUUGAUGUCAAAUUUUGAGCUUUGAACCAGCGUGUUUAACAAUUGACAGUCAAAUUGUUUAUGCCUUUAUCGGCGCAACAAUAUUCUGGGCCCUGAUCCCUCCAACCAAGCAAAAAAUUGUGAAACCUACUGUCAUCUCAAAAUAGAAGUGUGGAUAGAUCGUACAUACUAUGUACUUAAAAUGAAAUUUCAUAAUUCUUGGGUUGAUAAAUCCCUCUAGCUUUUGUCCACCUGUAGGUGCCCUAAGGCAGAAAUGACAACAAUGGCCAAUCAAGAAAAAGCUUUAUUUUUUUUUCUCUGUCUACAAGGCAAAUUUGUUUACACCUCCAAAAAGUUAGCCAACUCACUGACCUCACUGAGCGUUUUGCAUGUACAAGGUACAAUUUGAAAAUGUCUGUUUUUGUUUAAAUAUGUGUUUGUGUCGACCAGUCCAAGGUGGUUGCAAAACAGCCGUUCCUGGCAAACUACACAGGUGACAAUGAAUGUACAGCACUUAAGAUGUUCCCGAUUAGUACCAAUAAUGACAUGUUUUUAAAUCAAAGUUGUCAAUUUGAACCAUUGACAAAAUAGUUACACAUAUUUGCUAAAUCGUGAAAUUUAUGGAGAAAAUGGAGAAUUAUUUUUUUCUUCAUGUCCAUUGUGUUGCACUGAAAUGUAUUUUGGGAGGAAUUAUACUCCGUCAAUGCCUUCAAACAUUAUAUCAGUAAGUCUCGUGUUUUAUUUUAACCUCUGAUGUAAAAAAAAAAAAAAAAAAUUGGAAAAAAGUUAGUACGUGACGCCGGCAGCGCCGCAUUGUGUUGCAGCUACAGUUGAUGGGUAGGAAAGACAAAAGAUGAGGAGUGAUCCAUCAGAGCAGAACAAAAAGUGAAAUGCCUAAAAGAAAACAUUUUUUUUUUUUUUACCUCAAGGCUAUGGAAACCCUCAUGGUGUUUACUGUAAUUCUUUCAAAAUAUCUCCGAUCUAGGAUCAAAUGCAUUGAGAAGUAAAACAAAAAAUUGUAACGACAAAAUGGAACAUUUGGUGCAGUCCACCUCAACUGACGGAACUUUUCCCCAUCUCAUCCAAGUAUCCAAUUUGCAUUCGACUGAUGCUUUCACAGAAACACACAUUCAGUUUUAUGUCUAAUCUUUUGCGAGCAGUCAUUGUGUAUAUACCUGAGCACCUUUUUGACACUUAUUUACAUUUUUUUGUUUGGGUGUUAAAUUGUACCAGUCAAACACACCUGCUCAACAUUUAACCGGUGUGUCGUGUUUGUUGUAAAUACAUGAAAAUCCAAAUGUGCACUUAUGAGUUUUCACUUACUGCCCUUCUUGUUGCCAGUAAAUUAUAAUAUCUUAAUAUACAUCAUUCGGAUAUUCAGAAUCUGAAACAAAAAUUUCGUUGAACGGCUGUUUGUAUCAGUGCACGAAAUUUCAACAUCUUUUUGAUGAAGUUGUGACUUUUUAUUUGGGGGGGUGAAAAUGGAUUAGUAGUAGCAGCAGAGACGGACGGCAGCAAAUCAAAAGUCUUUUCAAGGAGAAAAAAAAAUGAUAAAGAAUUUCGGGGACAAUGAAGAAAUUAAAGGUGUCCGAUGGUGGCAAUGGGAAUUGGCUGGUGACAAAUAGAAGUGGUGAUAUUUCGUUGGGAACAAAAAUGAUCGGCAGCUGUACCAGACUUGAUUUUUAAACAGAGUUACAUACUGCAGUUUUACACAACCAAAGCUUUCAAGUGUAAACAAUGCUUCAAGUGUGUACAGUGUGUGAUCCCUAUCACUUGUAAUAAAACACAUUUCCCAACAA
This is a messenger RNA of Syngnathus acus (greater pipefish), 5672 nucleotides long. Its product is annotated as fidgetin-like. Lineage: Eukaryota; Metazoa; Chordata; Actinopteri; Syngnathiformes; Syngnathidae. The transcript is spliced from 3 exons. The coding region runs from base 250 to 2532 and encodes 760 amino acids. Gene Ontology annotation, molecular function: microtubule severing ATPase activity; ATP binding; ATP hydrolysis activity. The record is from RefSeq and is a predicted model, not a curated record.